This is a messenger RNA of Mycotypha africana, 959 nucleotides long. RefSeq lists its product as uncharacterized. The transcript has 4 exons. Bases 320 to 724 code for a protein of 134 amino acids. The record is from RefSeq and is a predicted model, not a curated record. Lineage: Eukaryota; Fungi; Mucoromycota; Mucoromycetes; Mucorales; Mycotyphaceae.
UGAAGGUGGGAUGGGUCCACCUUCAGUCUUUUGCAAUUAUUGAGUCGCGUUCACUAAGCAUAAAACAACCACAAAUAUCACAAAGAUGAUCCACUAAAGCUGUACUCAACGCAAAUAAGCACCAAAAGGAAGAAUAAUGCUUUACAGCAGAAAGUUUCAGUCCGCUCGUUAUACGUCUUAAAGGACGAAUAUGUUGACAAUUUGAUAGAGAGCAUUGCCAUUCAUUUACCUCGCUAUCAAGCAUAUAUUCAGAGCUUCAAACACUUAACCUGUCACAUGCACAAGAUAGAUUACGUGAGAAAGUCUCCGUGCGAAAGAGAUGUUGGUACACGCCGUAGGCCUGCUGAAUCAAAUGUGCCACAACUUAAGAGAUAGAUCCUUGGUUAGUAAGGUUUUUGCGUCUGUUAACUGUAAUGCAGACCAGCCGUUGGUAGAACAUGAUGCGAUCAAGCAACAAGAGAUUCUAUCUCAAACACUUGCAGAUGGCGAUAUGCAAGACAUGCUAGUCUUCAUAUCGAAAAAGCAAGUUUGCAUUGUUGCAAUUGAUUUUGCAGGACUGACCACAAAUUGUGAAGAUUUGAAGGUUUUUUUAAAAAACAACCCAAAUGUCAAGAAAUUGAUAAUAGACAAAUUAGCUGAAUCUAACGUUUGUAAUGUCUACGACUCGCAAGAGCUUCUGAACGAUUCUGAAAAAACCAAUGUGAUGCCUUUAAUCAUCACCUAGGCCAAAUAUACGCAAUAAUUUACCUAAAUCACAUUACGUAUAUUUCCUAUUUUUCUCAUAUUACUCAUAAGUUCUCAGACAUGCAAUUUCUCUGAACAAAUUAUUCAUUUCAACGAUAUAACAGAGACCCUGAUGUUAACUCGAAAUCGAUAUCUUUUUAUAGUCUCGCUACUUAACUUAGUCCAUUAUAAUCCUUACAUUAAAUAAAGUUUAUAAUCAAACUAUUUCAUUGUUG